This is a messenger RNA of Folsomia candida, 837 nucleotides long. RefSeq lists its product as uncharacterized. The record is from RefSeq and is a predicted model, not a curated record. NCBI's taxonomy places the organism in Eukaryota, Metazoa, Arthropoda, Collembola, Entomobryomorpha, Isotomidae. Gene Ontology annotation, biological process: lipid metabolic process. Bases 1 to 837 code for a protein of 278 amino acids. The transcript has 3 exons.
AUGUCUCCCACUAAAUCCUUCUCCGUCAUCACUCUUUUCAUCCUGACUCGGGCUUUGUCCAUUUCAGCCAACUUGUUUAAUAUCCCAACUCUGUUAGUGCCCCCCUCGGAUACCAGGCCGACCACGAUCCUCUCAAUCGGUCCUGAUCUAGCCAGGUCGAAGAAGUACGUCCAUCUCACCGGAGCCAGCUACUGUUUCAACAUUUCCACGUGGGACUGCAUUUUUUGCAAAAUAUCGAAAAACUAUGGCUUCGAAUUUGUCUCCGAGUUUCGCAACAAAUCUGCAAACACGUACGGUUUCAUAGCCGUGAAUAAUUACGAGAAGGAAAUAAUUGUCACGAUUCGAGGAACAUUAAAUAUGAACAAUGUCCUGCAAGAUUCGGACUGGGUGAUGGUGGACCCGAACGAUGGGAGGACCGUGGUGAAAAUAGGGGACGGGGAGACAAUAGGGGUCAAUCGAGGCUUCGUGAGGGCAGUUGGAUCACUGUUUCCCCAACUCGUGACACAAUUGAAUGUAGCAAUGAGAAAUCAUCACAACUACGCGUUGGUGCUAAUUGGUCACAGUCUCGGCCCUGCGCAAGCCUCCAUCAUUCUCUACAUGUUAAAAGAACGGAUCAAUCUUCCCCCCGAUUUUCCUGUCCCGAAAUCCUUCGCCUUUUUCGGAUUCGGGGUCCUCGCGUGGGCAACCGGGUCUACGCGGAUUACUGGAAUAGUCAAAACAUGCCGAUCACCCGGGUAUCCAACAAGGCCGACUUUGCCGCCUACCUUCCCCCCUCGAUCCAUGGGUACGUCCACUUCGGAUCGGAAGUCUGGAUCAAUUCUAAGGAAGAGGAGAUAA